GUUCCGUCAACUUCCGGUCUGGUUUGUUUACUAGUGGCUAAUAAUAUGGCGCCAACUACGAAAGUAUUACAAGUUAAGGUGAUGAGUAGAGUAAAGUUUGGCUCAUGUUGUUGUGCUGUGGGAUGCAGCUUGACCUCCGGGACAAAUAACUUGUCGAAAAUUAAAAUGUUUCGUUUUCCAAAAGACGAGGGGAGACGGCGAGCGUGGAUCGCCGCUGUGCAAAGGGACGGUUGGCUUCCAGGCAAAAGUGCACGGAUCUGUAGCACUCACUUCAUUACAGGUGCGCCAUCAGUGGACCCAUGCCAUCAAGACCAUGUUCCACCAUUGUUCACACACAAAACCCCCACAAAUGUUUCACAGAAGUUGGAGCAAUACCAGAGGAGACAGAGUCAAACGCCUGUGCUUUCCACUGAUGUGGAGUCCAUUGAUUCACCUUCCUUAGAAAUCAUCCAUACUGACCCUAAAGAACGAUGCACUGCUGUGGGUACAGAUCUGUCAAUGGCAGACAAGCUACAAAAUGAAAACUUAGAAUUAAAAAGGAAAAUGGCUUCACUGGAGAAGAAUCUGGAAUCUGUAGAGAAACGACUACACGAUCAUAUGUUUGCCAGUGUGUCUGAUUUUAUUGUAAAUAAUGACAAGCACACACAUUUUUACACAGGUCUACCAUCUGCUGCUGUGUUUUAUACCCUCCUCACUUACCUGACAUCUAUCUGGAAUGCAUCAUCCACCAUACACUGUAAAAAAUAUUUUUGUGAUUAAGUUUUCUCAACUUAUUCUUUUAUGUGGACAUAACUAAAUUGUUUUAAUUGUUCACUUGACAAUACAUUUUAAGUUCAUUCAACUUUCAGGACAAAUAAACAAGUAUAACUGUUGUUUUAACUGAAAAAUGCAAGUUCUAACAACUACAGUUUUUUUGUUUAUUUUACUAACUUUGAAAAGUGUAGCUGACAAAUU
Molecule: messenger RNA, 954 nt
Organism: Misgurnus anguillicaudatus (oriental weatherfish)
Lineage: Eukaryota; Metazoa; Chordata; Actinopteri; Cypriniformes; Cobitidae
Source: RefSeq, a predicted model, not a curated record